UAAGGUGUUAAACUCAGUUUGUACGUAUCCCAUCCCAACUUGUUUAUCAAGAUUUCCUAAAGUUUAAUAAUUGGAUAUAAUUAUUCUAAGCAGUCCUACGAAUUGGUUAUUUUAUUGAGUGACAUCACUAACCAUUGUGGAAAAAACGCAACACAAUAUUCUGUAUUUCAUUUAAAGUCAUUUUUAUCGCUGCUCUAUAGAUAUCUGUGACAAUAUUUUGGCUUGAAGUCCUUUCGAUAUUCGAUUAACAACAUCAUUAUGACAGAAAUGUGAAUUAGUUUAUAUUUUUUGUGUAUUUUUUCUUCCUCAAAUGAUCCAGAAUUGAAGAAUGGCGUUUACCGGAAAACUCCUGUUCUCUAUCGUGGCAUCAGCCAUAGGAUCAGCUUUUCAACAUGGUUACAACACUGGUGUAAUGAACAAUCCACAUCAAGUGAUGGCGAUGUGGUUGAACGAAACAAUGAUCGAUAGAGGGCAGGAUACCGACGAGCAGAAGGUGAAUUUGGUAUGGUCGGUUAUCACUUCCAUUUUCGCCUUGGGAGGAAUGAUUGGAGCUCUAGCAGUAGGAUUACUAUCACGAUUUUGCGGCCUUAAAUGGUCCCUUAUCCUCAACAACAUUUUGGUCAUCAUUUCCGCCGUUCUGGUGUUCGCUUCGAAGCUCACGGCUAUUUACGAACUGCUCAUCGUUGCCAGAUUUGUACUUGGUCUGAAUUCUGGAUUAUUUGCAGGUUUAUGUCCUAUGUACCUCAAUGAGAUAUCUCCUGUAGCUAAAAGAGGGGCUAUAGCAUCCGUUUACCAACUAGUCAUCACGAUAUCUAUCUUGGUAGCUCAACUACUCAGUUAUGAAAAAGUUCUUGGCAGCAGCAGCUUAUGGCCAUAUCUCCUCGGUGGUGUCAUCUUGAUUCCUUGUGUGUUUCAGUGUCUGACUAUGCCGUUUUGCCCGGAAUCCCCACGGUACCUGCUGAUCAUAAAGAAGAACCAGGAUGGUGCUCAGAAAUCGCUGAAGUGGCUCAGAAACACAGACAACAAUAACGAGGAGAUCUCAGAUAUGCAGAAGGAGGCUGCAGCUCAAGAAGCCGCCGGUUCGGUAACUUGGAAGGCCAUGUUUACUAAGAACUCCCUGAGGACGCCCCUCAUAAUAUCUCUGAUGAUCAUGCUGGCGCAACAGCUGUGCGGUAUCAAUGCAAUCAUCGUUUACUCCAAUGACAUAUUCCGUAAUGCUGGUUUGGAUGAAUUCUGGUCAGCUUUGGGAACCGUCAUCAUCGGUAUAGUCAAUGUCAUGAUGACUAUAGUAUCACUGGUGCUAGUGGACCUUCUCGGAAGGAAGACGUUGCUUGUUAUCGGUUUCAGUGGAACAACAAUCUUCAUGACCCUGUUGGCAGUCAGCAUUAAAUUCUCGGAAGAGUACACGGCGAUGGGUGUUCUCUGUAUAAUUUUCGUAAUUGGUUUCAUAAUAAGUUUCGCAACUGGACCUGGUUCUGUACCUUGGUUCUUGGUGACAGAGCUGUUCAAGCAAGAUGCCCGCCCAAAGGCAACAUCACUCGCAGUUUUCACGAACUGGUUUGCAAAUACUAUAGUUAUGCUAACCUUUCUACCGAUCAAGUUCUAUCUUGGAUAUUUCGUCUUCAUCAUAUUCAUUGUUUUCCAAGUAUUGUUCCUAAUAUUCAUCAUCUUCAAAGUGCCAGAAACAAAGAACAAAACCAUUGAAGAAAUAACAGCCCUCUACAAAGACUGAGAAAAAUUUUUUCAUGAAAAUCUGUAAUGAUAUCUUUUGAUUUCAAUUACUCCUUAGAAAAAAAGAGAACAAAUCUCCAGUUCUCUACUUUAUUUUGUAAAUAUAUAUUUUUCGAAUUAA
Molecule: messenger RNA, 1852 nt
Organism: Harmonia axyridis
Lineage: Eukaryota; Metazoa; Arthropoda; Insecta; Coleoptera; Coccinellidae
Product: solute carrier family 2, facilitated glucose transporter member 3-like
Exons: 9
Coding region: 329-1732 (467 amino acids)
Biological process (GO): monosaccharide transmembrane transport
Cellular component (GO): membrane
Molecular function (GO): hexose transmembrane transporter activity
Source: RefSeq, a predicted model, not a curated record